UCCUUUCUCUCUCCCUCUUUUCCAUACCAGGCCGCACACUUCGGCCUCUCCUUCUCCUUCCUCAAACCAAAAAAAAGUCUCUCUGUUUUUAUUUAAUUUUUUAAAAUUAAUUAAUUCAGAGAGCAAAAAAAUAAAUCACAGAUUUCGAGGUUGAAGAAGUUCGCAAUUUUUGAUCUACCACUUCAGGACUAAAAGUUCUACUAUGUGUGUGCAUACUGCAUAGCCUUGAAGUCAGGGAUAUACUCAUAUACGCGGCUGGAACAAUGGGUGCAGGUGGGAGAUCUAUUCCUCCAUCGGCGAGAAAGGAGAAAUCUGAUGCAUUGAACAGAGUACCAUACGAAAAACCACCAUUCACACUAGGGCAGAUAAAAAAAGCCAUCCCACCUCAUUGCUUCAAACGCUCUGUGCUACGCUCUUUCUCCUAUGUGGUUUAUGAUUUCACCAUUGCGUUCCUCCUCUACUAUGUUGCUACUAACUACAUCCACCUCCUUCCAAAGCCUUUCAACUACUUGGCUUGGCCUGUGUAUGGAUUUGUCCAAGGCUGUGUUCUUACCGGUGUUUGGGUUAUAGCCCAUGAAUGUGGCCACCAUGCCUUCAGUGAUUACCAGUGGCUCGAUGACACUGUUGGCUUAGUCCUCCACUCGUUCCUUCUUGUGCCAUAUUUCUCAUGGAAAUACAGUCACAGGCGCCAUCACUCAAACACUGGUUCAAUGGAGAAAGAUGAAGUUUUUGUACCAAAAAGAAAGGAAAAUAUGUCAUGGUUUUCCAAGUAUCUUAGCAACCCACCUGGACGAAUCCUGACCCUUGUUGUGACGCUAACCCUUGGCUGGCCUUUGUAUCUUCUGUUUAAUGUAUCGGGUAGGAAAUAUGAGCGUUUUGCUUGCCAUUAUGACCCAUCCUCUCCAAUCUACUCGGACCGUGAGAGGCUUCAAAUAUUCAUUUCUGAUGUUGGGAUUUCGUUAGUGGCUUUUGGGCUUUAUCACCUUGCAGCUGCCAAAGGAAUUUCAUGGGUGUUGUGUGUAUAUGGGGGUCCAUUGCUUGUUGUGAACGGAUUUCUUGUCCUGAUUACCUUCCUUCAGCACACACACCCUUCAUUGCCCCAUUACGAUACAUCUGAAUGGGAUUGGUUGAGAGGUGCAUUGGCUACCGUGGACCGAGACUACGGGAUUUUGAACAAGGUGUUCCACAACAUUACUGAUACUCACGUGGCUCACCAUCUCAUCUCGACCAUGCCCCAUUAUCAUGCUAUGGAGGCAACCAAGGCUAUAAAGCCAAUAUUGGGCAAAUAUUAUCGGUUGGAUUCAACUCCAGUAUUCAAGGCAAUGUGGAGGGAGGCCAAAGAAUGUAUGUAUGUGGAGGCUGAUGAAGACGACCAGAACAAAGGUGUGCUCUGGUACAGAAACAAGCUUUAAGUUGAAAGUUUUAGUUUGAUGGAAGCUUGGAAAAUCCUGGUUUCUCCUUUAGGGAUUAGCCUUCUCUUAUCCUUUAAAACCCCCUCCCUACUAGAUUUAUAGGUUGGUUGUGUGUUUGUCAUGUUUUGUAUUUUUGAACCGCGGAUUUCUUUAACUACCAUUCCAGUAAUGUUGAUCAUUGUGAUAGAGCGAGAAUCACUAGGCGAGUUGGGGGAGUUGUUUGUUAUUGUUGUUUUUGCAAUAAUCUGUACAUCCUUGCUGUGCCCAGAUUUCUUGGCAUAUCUACGGAUGGGACACAAUUAUUUGUGAAUUUUUGACUGUUGUAGUAACACCCUUUGUGAUUUCUUAUUACUAUUCGUAAUUUUUACUA
This is a messenger RNA of Spinacia oleracea (spinach), 1782 nucleotides long. Its product is annotated as delta(12)-fatty-acid desaturase FAD2. Lineage: Eukaryota; Viridiplantae; Streptophyta; Magnoliopsida; Caryophyllales; Amaranthaceae. Gene Ontology annotation, molecular function: oxidoreductase activity, acting on paired donors, with oxidation of a pair of donors resulting in the reduction of molecular oxygen to two molecules of water. Gene Ontology annotation, biological process: lipid metabolic process. The record is from RefSeq and is a predicted model, not a curated record. The coding region runs from base 264 to 1412 and encodes 382 amino acids. The transcript has 3 exons.